AUGUACAUGUCGAACAAGAAGUGCGUGAUAGGGACAAUGAACAGAAGAGUAAGAGCAAAGCGUAUAUACGCUGACAUGCAAAGGAAUGCGAGGUACUCAGAGGUACUUCCUGCAGAUCAAGUGCUAGUGCAACAAGAAAGGAUAAACAAGCUCACAACCCAUUUUGAACCAAGGCCGUACACUGUGGUAAACAAGCAUGGGAACAGCUUGAUAGUGCAAUCUCCAGGAGGAGCCCAAUACUCCCGCAAUACAUCUCAUGUAAAGAAACUGCUAGAGAAUGGUGAUACACAUGUUGAUGCACCAAGUAUACCGGAAGUGGUGGUGACCGGACAGCCCCACAAGCAGAAUAAACUGACCCCGCAGCAGAGUGUAGUGAUACCAGAACCAAAUGUUGUUGAGCCUUAA
This is a messenger RNA of Porites lobata, 405 nucleotides long. Lineage: Eukaryota; Metazoa; Cnidaria; Anthozoa; Scleractinia; Poritidae. The record is from the annotation of a GenBank genome assembly.